Globicephala melas (long-finned pilot whale) is the source of this 535-nucleotide messenger RNA. It is a transcript of the gene RPL22L1, whose product is annotated as ribosomal protein L22 like 1. The record is from RefSeq and is a predicted model, not a curated record. Gene Ontology annotation, biological process: cytoplasmic translation. Lineage: Eukaryota; Metazoa; Chordata; Mammalia; Artiodactyla; Delphinidae. Gene Ontology annotation, molecular function: RNA binding; structural constituent of ribosome. Gene Ontology annotation, cellular component: ribosome.
AAUAUGUGCCGCCGGCCCUCGCUUUCUCUCUGAUCGCGCUGCCGGCGUGCAAGAUGGCCGUGAAGAAAGACAAGAAGCCUAAGAAGUCAACCUGGAAGUUUAAUUUGGACCUUACUCAUCCAGUAGAAGACGGAAUUUUUGAUUCUGGAAAUUUUGAACAGUUUCUACGGGAGAAGGUUAAAGUGAAUGGAAAAACUGGAAAUCUUGGGAAUGUCGUUCACAUUGAACGCUUCAAGAGUAAAAUCACAGUUGCUUCUGAGAAACAGUUCUCUAAAAGGUAUUUGAAAUACCUCACCAAGAAAUACCUUAAGAAGAACAAUCUUCGUGAUUGGCUUCGUGUGGUUGCAUCCGACAAGGAGACUUAUGAACUUCGUUACUUCCAGAUUAGUCAAGAUGAAGAUGGAUCCGAGUCUGAGGACUAGAUGAAGCCAUCCCUUUCAGGGCUUUGCUUGCUAACAAAACAAAUGAAGUAUACAAGAGAAACAUCUGGAAAUGGACCUUCAGUUUAUCAGUGAAUAAAAAACAUUACUCUGUA